Soboliphyme baturini is the source of this 735-nucleotide messenger RNA. NCBI's taxonomy places the organism in Eukaryota, Metazoa, Nematoda, Enoplea, Dioctophymatida, Soboliphymatidae. The record is from the annotation of a GenBank genome assembly.
AUGUGUAAUUGGCUACCACGGAGAAGAAGGACUACAUUUAAGAUAUGGCUUGGAAGCAAUAAGCCUUCUACUCGCUUGCGAUUUGUCGAGGCACGCAAGGCGGCAGCGAAAGCAGUGGCGAAAGCCAAAGUUGAUUCCUGGGAGGAGUUCGAUGAGGAGUUGAGGUCGAAUUUCCACACGGCAAACAAGGAGAUGGCAAUAAUGCUGAAAUGUGGAAGUCGUCAAUUGCAAUGGAUGCUUCAGUUCUCUCCGUUGAAAUGGUCAAGUACCGCCGCAGAAACGUUUUCCGUAGCGAAACGUGAACGUACUCGAUGGCCGUUUUUUCAGAUGGAUGGUAAAGAGUGUGUUCAACUGAAAGACGGUGUCUACACGAUUGACGACCUUCACGAGCAACCAGCGCUGACUAUCAUGUUGGUGGAGCACUGGCUGAGCCAAAAGAAGUUGAACCGAAGCCAUCAGCCAAGGUUCUGGAUGAUGAACAGCCGCGAACGAGUCUGGGCGAAAGAAAUUUGGUAUAAGGACUGUAGCGCCGUUCCGUUCUACAUGAUUUAUCCCUAUGCUAAUGGCCUGUCGCGCUUGCUGAUGAUCGGGAUGCUGUGGGCGGCGGUUUAUGCUCUUCGAGGCAUCUAUUUUGUUUUGGUUCCCAAUAAAGAAGACAAUAUUUUUUGCUUCGAACAUUGGCAAAAAGUACGAAGCGAACAUUACAAGCACAAGCAAGCACAUUCUUAUGAUUGA